UGCCUGGGCCCUAUAGAAAUUGGAGUCUGGAGAAGGCAAAGGGAGGGGGAUAUUUGGAGGCCCAGGGAAGGGGCGGGGCCUAGGGAAGAGGCGGGGUCCAGGGAUAGGAGGCCUGGAAGGGCCGGGGCGGGGCUUGGGGCGGUCCAGCUGCGGUCUCCCGUACUCCCCACCGUGGUGGUGGUGGCGGCCGAGGAGCAAAACACGUACCGGCUCCGUUCCCGCCCCCGUCGAAGCCGAAGCUGCAGCCGGCGCCAGACUGGGGCCAUGGGCGCCCCGCGCCGCCCGGGUCAUGAGGACGGAGGCGGAGGCAGCGGGGUCGCCGCUCGAGCUGGUGUCUGCAGCAAGGAGUUGGGCCUGAUGCUAUCCUGGGGUUUCCAUCCGACUCCCCCAACUCUGUGAUCUUGAACCAGGGGACUUUGUGCAGCUGCCCGUGCCUGUCAUCCAGCAGCUCUACCACUGGGACUGUGGCCUGGCCUGCUCCAGGAUGGUGCUGCGGUACCUGGGCCAGUUGGACGAUGGGGAGUUUGAAAGCGCCCUGCAGGAGCUGCGGCUGACCAGGAGCAUCUGGACCAUCGACCUGGCCUACCUGAUGCGCCACUUUGGUGUGAGGCACCGCUUCUGCACCCAGACCCUGGGUGUGGACAAGGGCUACAAAAACCAGUCCUUCUACAGGAAGCACUUCGACACAGAGGAGACUCGGGUGAACCAGCUGUUUGCACAAGCCAAGGCCUGCAAGGUGCUGGUGGAGAAAUGCACGGUGAGCGUGCAGGACAUCCAGGCGCACCUGGCACAGGGCCACGUGGCCAUCGUGUUGGUGAACUCGGGGGUGCUGCACUGCGACCUGUGCUCCAGCCCCACCAAGUACUGCUGCUUUGCCCCCCGGGGCCAUCGCUGCUUCUGCCGCACCCCCGACUACCAGGGCCACUUCAUCGUGCUGCGUGGGUAUAACCGGGCCACUGGCUCCAUCUUCUACAACAACCCAGCGUAUGCCGACCGCCUCUCUCACUGCCUUCUCCCCAAAGACCCUGCUUCUCCUGGACCCCUGUCACCUGUGCCAUCCCUCUGGGCAUGCAGCAAGCCAGCCACAACUCUCAAGACAUGCUGGCCUCCUCCACAUCCAGGGAUGUGCAGCACCAGCGUCAGCAACUUUGAGGAGGCCAGGACCAGCUACGGCACGGACGAGGACAUCCUCUUCGUCUACUUGGACAGCUGACAGCGGGAGCCUGGCGUGCCCAGGCCCUCAGACCCCGCCCUGCCCUGCCCCGCCCCGGCCUGGCCUUCUCAGGAGGCCCUGCCCCAGGCCCAGGGCAGCUGGGGCUUGGGUGCACAGCUUUGGCCUCAGCCCGUGUCACAAAAGCCCAGGGAGCUCUGGGAGGCCACGGCACAGCCGACUCGCCCGCCAGCAGUGAGUGCCGUCAGGCCGCUUACCCCCCACCACUGGUUGCUGGUCCCCAGAGCUCCUGAGCAGAGCUGCCCCAGGACCCUUGGCCUGACCCCAGCUGUGUCCGGGGCCCCCCAGCCCCAAGAGUUCCCUUGUUGCCUGGGCCUAUCCCCCCACAGACCUGGGGACCGAGCCCUGGCGAGAGCUGUUACUUGCCAGGGCAGCAUUUGUGUGUUUGGAGACGAGCCGACCCUGGCUGCACGGCAAGCUUUCCUCCCCCUUCUCCCUGGGGGUGCUGCAGGGUCCCCAAGGACCCACAGCUGGUUGCGAGGCCUGUGGCCCCUGAGGAGGGCUGGACCUCAGGCAGAAAGGACUCUGGGGCGCCCGCAGCCCUCCGGGGACUCCAGUUCUACAGUGUGUGUGGGCAGGAGCCUGGUCGUGCUGGCCCCAGUGCUGGCCGUGCUCAGGGAAGCCUGACCCAGAGGGCCCCAAAGACGCCCCCACCCCGACCUCCCGACACUCACCUGAGUCCCAACAGUGGGGCCCAUCUGAGCACGGGGAGCCCAGAUCUUGCAGGGCUGGGGCGCGGGGCCUGUGCUCCUCAAGCAGAACCCUGGUGUUCGUGCCAGGACCUUUUGCACAGAAUGUCGGGUCUCUUCUGUCUGGAUGGAGAAGGGUGACGCCUGCCUGGGCCACACAGUGUGGCGUGGCGCGCGGACUGGAAGUGUUGCCUUUUCUUUUUUGGGGUGAGAGUUGGUUUUUUGAGAUUUAAGUUUUCAGUGUUGGGGAGUGAGAAUCACCCUCAAGAAAAUAAUAGCAAGAUUGGGGGUACUCUGGAAUGGCUGACGCCUCUUUUGGGGGGGGGGGAGAUAGGCCCGUUGGAGUUACCUUUCAAAGAGCAGGACUCCCAGCUGGUGGGCUGAGUGCCAGGGCCCUCACCUCGCAGAGUCCAGCCAGGUUUGGGUGAGUUUGCCCAGGAGCCCGGUGGAGUUGGGUCUUGAACCCAGUCUGCACCUAAAAAAAUAAGGGAAGUGCAUCAUUCCCAGAGGGGCUGGGGACACACACACCCCUCUGGGGCUGCCCCUGGUGGAGGGGCCCCAACAACCUCUUUGCUCCUCUACCCCUGAGUCUUGGUCUUCCAGUGCCCACGGCAUGGUGUGGUGGCAGCUGCUGCCCCUGCCCUCCCCCCUCAGCUGUCCCCUCCCCUCCAUGGCAGCUCCGGGGCAGAGGUGGCCUCUGCCUGCGAAGGCCAUCAGACCGCCCAGCUGCAUUGCUCCUCGACACCAGAUGCAGCCGUGGCUGAGAAGGGAGCACUGCAGCUGGGCAGCCACCCUGGGUGCGAGGCUAGUGUCGCCUUCACGCUGGUCUCACGUCUCUUGCCUUAAUGCGGUGUGGCCCCGGACUCCAGGGAGUUCUGGCUCCACGCCCAGCAGUACCACAUGUGAUAGCCGUGGGGUUGGGGCAGGCUCCAGCGGGGUCUGGGUGAAACUGGGGGGAAGACAGAUGUAUCAUGGGAAACAGGAAGUGGAGCUCUCAGGGUGGCUGAAAGGGAGGCCCGGAGUCUGCACAGGGAGAGCAGACUCCGUGGAGAGUGGUCACAGCACCUCCGUCUGUCACGCAACGUGUGGAACGCUCUGUCCCUGGGCUUGGAGGAUGGCUUCUCAGGGUGAGCCAGAAGUUAGGGGGCAACUGUCUGGAAGAUUGACAGGAAGGCCGCCUGCCCCUGUGAUGGUGCUGUCUUCCUGGAGAGGGUCGUGGGGGCAGGACGCAGCCCACAGCAUCCUGUGCAAUGAAGAAAUCAUGGAAAUGACCUGAGAAAUGGCCCCGUUAGGAACUGCUACCUACAGAACGUGGCGCCCGUGACCCCUGUCCAUAAGCUGAGGGUCCAGCACAGCCCCCAAAGCCACAGUGGACAGUUGGCUUUGUUUACUCCAGCCACAUGGGGACAAAAAGGAUCUUUUGCAUUGCAGAGAUUUUAUACAUAUAUUUUGUUUGUAAUGAGCCAUUCUCAAUAAAUGUUAUUCUUCUGCAAAAUGGUGGCAGCUUCUGGUCUGCCCUCAUGGAUCCUUGUCUCCUCAGCACAGUCACGUGGGAGCCAAGUCCUUGGCUGGGAUCCAGCUUUCUGGGGUCUGCAUCACCCCCUGAUGCGUGUGCAAGGCCUAAGCGGGCAGUGCUGGGGGUGGAAGCGCCUCAGACCUC
This is a messenger RNA of Artibeus jamaicensis (Jamaican fruit-eating bat), 3580 nucleotides long. RefSeq names its product guanylyl cyclase domain containing 1 (gene GUCD1). Lineage: Eukaryota; Metazoa; Chordata; Mammalia; Chiroptera; Phyllostomidae. The record is from RefSeq and is a predicted model, not a curated record. The transcript has 8 exons. The coding region runs from base 485 to 1213 and encodes 242 amino acids.